This is a messenger RNA of Coffea eugenioides, 1551 nucleotides long. RefSeq names its product beta-glucosidase 12-like. Gene Ontology annotation, molecular function: beta-glucosidase activity. The record is from RefSeq and is a predicted model, not a curated record. Lineage: Eukaryota; Viridiplantae; Streptophyta; Magnoliopsida; Gentianales; Rubiaceae. The transcript is spliced from 11 exons. Bases 1 to 1551 code for a protein of 516 amino acids. Gene Ontology annotation, biological process: carbohydrate metabolic process.
AUGGAAUUCCUUGGGCAUCUCCUUCUUGCUGCACUUCUAGUUAGUUUUAAUUUGCUUGCAGCAAAUUCCCAACACCGUGGAGUAUUUCCAAGUGCUCGUGCCUUAAAUAAAAUUGAUCGUAGUGCUGUCCCCUUAUGCCCAAGCUUUGGUAUAGAUGAACUCAACCGGAGCAGUUUUCCCAAAGGGUUCAUCUUUGGGGCUGGAUCUUCUGCUUAUCAGGUUGAAGGCGCUUGGAACAUUGAUGGCAAAGGUCCAAGCAACUGGGAUGUUUUCGCUCACAAAUUCCCAGGUAAAAUUGCAAAUGGCAGUAAUGGAGAUGUGGCAGCAGACUCCUACCAUCGAUAUAAGGAGGAUAUCAAACUCUUGAAGGAAAUGAAUGCAGAUUCUUAUCGCUUCUCAAUUUCUUGGCCUAGAGUAAUACCUCAUGGCAAGAUUAGCAAAGGCAUAAAUGGGAAAGGAAUUGAGUACUACAAUAAGCUCAUAGACGAAAUUCUAGCUUAUGGUUUAAAGCCAAUUGUGACAAUUUUUCACUGGGACUUGCCCCAAGCCUUAGAUGAAGAGUAUGGAGGCUUCUCGAGUCCUAAAAUUAUAAAGGAUUAUCAUGACUACGCAAAUCUACUGUUUGCGAGGUUUGGUGAUCGAGUGAAAGAUUGGAUCACAUUCAAUGAACCUUGGACCUUUAGUUCAAAAGGUUAUGAUAGUGGAACCUCUGCCCCUGGUCGAUGUUCUGCCUGGAAGAACAAUAAUUGCACAGGUGGAAAUUCAGGGACAGAACCCUACUUGGUGGCACACCACCAACUUUUGGCUCAUGCUGAUGUAGUUAAAUUAUACAGGGGAGCGUAUCAGGCUCGCCAAAAAGGACAAAUUGGGAUUACACUAGUCGCUGCAUGGAUGGUGCCAUUUUCAAAUUCACCUCUUGAUCAACGAGCAGCCAUUCGUGCCCUUGAUUUCACAUUUGGAUGGUUUAUGAACCCUUUGGUGUAUGGUGAUUAUCCCGCUUCAAUGAGAAUUCUUGUCCGCGACCGACUUCCCAAAUUUACACCAAAGCAAUCUAAAGAACUGAUGGGGUCAUAUGAUUUUCUUGGAUUAAAUUACUACAUAACCAUUUAUGCUGCCCAUGUUACAACUCCUCCAAAUAAGGUGAAUUUAAGCUAUAGCACAGACGCGCAAGUUAACGUUACAAGUUGGCUUCAUAUUUAUCCUAAAGGGAUUUGGGAUCUCCUUCUCCAUGUAAAAACAAAAUACAAAGAUCCAAUCAUUUACAUUACAGAAAAUGGGGUUGAUGAAGUAAACAAUCCCACAAUACCACUUGAGCAAGCUCUUCAAGACAGCUUUAGAAUCCGAUACUACUAUCAGCACCUUCAGUAUGUUCGAAAAGCAAUCAAAAAUGGCGUUAGAGUGAUGGCAUACUAUGGAUGGGCAAUUAUUGACAAUUUUGAGUGGAGUGCUGGAUAUAGUGUCCGUUUUGGAAUCAAUUAUGUAGACUAUAGUACCUUAAAAAGAUUCCGUAAGCUCUCUUCUUACUGGUUUGAGAGAUUCCUCCGCAAGUAA